This is a messenger RNA of Trichobilharzia regenti, 1081 nucleotides long. The record is from the annotation of a GenBank genome assembly. NCBI's taxonomy places the organism in Eukaryota, Metazoa, Platyhelminthes, Trematoda, Strigeidida, Schistosomatidae.
AGUUCUUUUCAGCAUAAUUUACUAUUGAGUUAAAUAAAAAUAAUAAUAAUUAAAGAAUAUGGACAGUUCUUUAUUUCCAACGCGUAGUUUUCGCUCUAGAGGUCGUAUUACUCCUCCAGCAUUCUUAUCAAAAGUUACGCAUAAAACAACAGAAUUUAUCAACCAUCUACGUGGUCGAAUCGAAUCGCCUAUAUUAAAAACAAAUCAUACCACUUUAUUAUCACGUCGACGUGGUGAUUCAUCCGAUGGCUUUAGCAGUGGUAGUAAUACUAACAUUAAUAAUAAUAUGGAAUUAAAUGAAAUCGAUACAAGUUCAAUUAAAACUACAUCAACCAGCUCAUCAGCACAUUCAGGAUUCCUGAGUUUUACACUGCCUACAACAAUUGAUAUAGACGAUCCUCUACCGAUACCUGUCUGUCGUUUGGGUAAAUAUCAAGCUGAAUGGAAUACUGGAGAGUUGGGUGCCUGGCGUCUACUUACACAUGAUACAAUAACUACACUUCCAACUAGUCAGUCAAUUGAUGAUCGAAAUGAGCCGAGUUUAUCGGUGUUAAAACGUAUGAAUAAAGAUUUAAGAGAAGAACAGAAAUUCUUAUUGACAAAAUUAAAUCUUCUUUAUGACAGCUUAGUAAAACAAACCGCACUAGUAAAUCAACAUGAAAGAAAACUGGAUAAAUUACGAAUACAGUUAAAACAAAGAACAGAGAAUACACCAGAAGAUAUCAGAGCUGAUCUAAUCCAUGAAUUAAAUGAACAUAUUGAAAAGACCAGAUCACGUCAACACUUAGACUUGAUGUCUAUCACUGAAAGUAUACGAAGUGAAAGUACAGACAAUGAUGAGAAUACAAUUAAUGCUACAACUAAAGGUCAAUGCUCAAAUAAUACAAAUCGAUUGUUGAAUAAAAAUAAAAGUAAACCAGUGAAUCAUGAUGACAACUCUUCAACUAUUCGCUUUGAUGAAACUCAUAGUUUAUAUUCAUCGAAAAAGACGACAAAAGAUGAAGUCGGGGAACAGAACGAUGAAGAGUUAAGUCAGCAAGGAGAAGAUGAAGAUGGAGAUGAGGGGAUGAAGAAGACUUAG